AUGUCAAUCACAAUUGGCACCGAAGCAGACGCGCAAAACUACGCGCAGGUCAAUCAGGCAUCAUGGGAUGCACGCGCUGAGGCACACGCCCAAAGCGCAAUGUACAAUCUCGCGGCCUACCGAGCUGAUACUAACUAUAUCUCCGACAUCGUGCGCUUCGACCUUCCGCGCCUCCCGCCCCUACAAGACAUGCGCAUCGUGCAUCUGCAGUGCCAUAUCGGGACGGACACCCUCUCCCUCGCCCGUCUCGGCGCCGCAUCUGUCACCGGGCUAGAUUUCUCACCCGAGUCACUGAAGCAAGCGCGCCUUCUGGCCGACUCGGUACCUGAUCCCAGUGGGUGGAAAGUCAGCUACGUCCAAGGCGACGUCUACGAUUCCGUGGCGCUUCUCGGUCGCGAAGCAUUCGACCUCGUCUUCACGGGCAUUGGCGCGCUGUGCUGGCUGCCCAGUGUAGAACGCUGGGCGAACGUCGUCGCCGAUCUAUUGAAGCCUGGAGGCCGCUUCUUCAUCCGUGAGGGCCACCCCAUCUUGUGGGGACUUGACGAUUCGAAUGUGACUGAGACGUAUCCCGCCGAACAGCUGCGGGUGAUUUAUCCAUAUUUCGAGAGUGGAUUGCCGCUCGUCACGGCUGAGGGGUUGAGUUAUGUGGAUGAUGAUGUGGCUACCGGAACAGACGUGGACAACGUUGAGGAAGCUCCAAGUGCAGCAGUACUAGAUCCUCAAGGGACGCUCGCUAGUCCCACACCUGCGAAGAGAACAAUAGAAUUCAACCACGGACUCGCGGAGACCGUCCAGGCAUUGAUAAACAGUGGCUUGCGCAUCACGUUGGUUGAGGAACAUGACUCCGUGCCGUGGAAUGCAUUGCGUGGGAGGAUGGAGAAGGCGGAGUUAGGAGAAUAUCGUCUUCUGCAGGGGAGGGAGAGGAUCCCGCUGACUUAUACUAUUGUAGCGUUCAAAGAGUAG
Messenger RNA from Exophiala bonariae, 963 nucleotides. RefSeq lists its product as uncharacterized. The transcript is spliced from 2 exons. Gene Ontology annotation, molecular function: S-adenosylmethionine-dependent methyltransferase activity. The coding region runs from base 1 to 963 and encodes 320 amino acids. The record is from RefSeq and is a predicted model, not a curated record. NCBI's taxonomy places the organism in Eukaryota, Fungi, Ascomycota, Eurotiomycetes, Chaetothyriales, Herpotrichiellaceae.